AUGAACUCAAAACUCAUCAUUCUCUUGAUCAUUGCCACAAUUCUUAUUCACGAAACAUCAGCUCAAUACUACGGUUAUUCAAGCUACUACCCAUCAUAUUACGGUAGCUACUACGGUAAUGGAUAUGAUUAUGGAUACGGUGGCUACGGAUAUCCUGGAUAUUAUGGUUAUUACGGAAAACGAUCGGCUGAAUUUGGACCAUCUCAACAACAACACUAA
Caenorhabditis angaria is the source of this 219-nucleotide messenger RNA. The record is from the annotation of a GenBank genome assembly. NCBI's taxonomy places the organism in Eukaryota, Metazoa, Nematoda, Chromadorea, Rhabditida, Rhabditidae.